Coniophora puteana RWD-64-598 SS2 is the source of this 682-nucleotide messenger RNA. RefSeq lists its product as uncharacterized. Gene Ontology annotation, biological process: DNA protection. Bases 1 to 615 code for a protein of 204 amino acids. Gene Ontology annotation, molecular function: 8-oxo-7,8-dihydroguanosine triphosphate pyrophosphatase activity. Lineage: Eukaryota; Fungi; Basidiomycota; Agaricomycetes; Boletales; Coniophoraceae. The record is from RefSeq and is a predicted model, not a curated record. The transcript has 5 exons.
AUGUCCCACACCAACAGUAUAGCUGCACCUCCAGGGCUCCCGCCUAAUUUCGUUGCGUUCGCAACAGGUGGGACGGGAGAAUGGACGUCCAUCGCCGAAACGCGUCAGUACACGAAUGCGUUCAUCAUCCAGGAAGGAAAGAUCCUUCUUGGAUACAAGAAACGCGGUUUCGGGCUGGGAAAGUACAACGGCUUUGGUGGCAAGGUGGAUCCCGGGGAAACUCCUGCUGAGGCGGCUGUGCGCGAGCUACAGGAGGAAGCGGGCAUCUCGGCGCCGCUGGAGCACACCGGAACACUAGUCUUUCUCUUGGAUACCGUACCAUGGACGUUCCAUAUCGACGUAUACUCCGCCCGGGAGUUCACGGGAGAGCCGAUUGAAACGGAUGAAAUGCGCCCAGAGUGGUUCGCGCUUCCUUCUGACAUCGCCGGCGCAGCAUUCGUCAGCGACCUUCCCCAGAUACCCUACGAAACGAUGUGGGCCGAUGAUGUCUAUUGGAUGAGGCACUUGCUUCAGGGGAUACCCUUUGUGGGGCGAUGCGACUUCGAGAAAGACGGCCUGGAAGGCGAGGGGAGCAAGAUUGUGAGGUGGUGGUUUGGGGCCCCUCGACAUACGUAAGGUCAUUGAUGGUGUCGUACAUUGCUUCUACUGUCACACAUGCUGCUUCAAUUCAUCUUAGUUCCCC